GCUGCUCUCGCAAACGGCACGCAUAUAUGCCUAUAGGCGCGCUUGGCUGUCUGUGUGUGUGUUUGUCUUUGCCAGCGUUGUGUGUGUUUAUGCGCGCGACACACACAUAUACACACACAAGCACGCGGUGCCGGAAAGAAGACUUCCUAAUAGGCGGUAUAAAAGGGACAGCCAAAAAUAAAAAAAAAGCGCAGUAUAAGCGGUUAAUUUAUCGUGCUUAUUAGUGUUUGCUGCAAUUAUCGUUAUCGGUCAAUGGGAUAAACUCACCUCCCUCCCUCCCUCACUCCCAUAAAGAGCCUUGUGUAUUCCAAAUCGAAAACAAACGCAAAGCAGGCGGAGAAUGACAUGCUAAGCUGUAACGUGAUUUGUGCCAAAAGUUUUUUGUAUGCGACGAGUAGAAUGCGAAAGCAAAACAGGGAAAUAGAAGUAGAAAAACAAACGAUUUGAGUCCCCCAGGAUUUCGCAACCAUCAGCGGCAGGAGCAGUCUUAAGAGUGAACGAGUGAGUGAUGAGGCAGCUGGCGUGGGAGUAACAUUCACCAUAAGUAUGGCACCAGCGUUAACCGCGGAGCCACUGAGUAGCAAGGAGAAAUUAACCAGCACCGCCUCCCCCGCAACAGGGACACGACAGUCUGUGCGCAAACUGGAGUCGCCUAGCGGUGGCGGCGGCGGUGGCAGUGCCACAAGCGAUACUACAAAGAAGCCAACUGUUGCAGGAGCAACAACACCUGGAUCUGGAUCGACGACAACGCGUGUUACACGCUCCAAGGACGCAGCAAAGCGCACUGUGUCGCCGUCCGUGCAAACAACAGUGGCAACAACCAAUAAUCAUAAUAAUAAACGUAAAUCCAACAAUAACAACAACCUACACAACAAUAACAACAGCAGGAGCUACAGCGAAGUCCUCCCAGCGAGUAAUGAUCAAAUGGGCCUAAGCGCCGCAACAACACACACGAGCAGCAGCAGCAACGACGGCAGCGCAGCAGCAGCUACCAACAGCAGCGGCGGCGGCAACGUUGCCAGCGACGCCACGGUAGACGCCACUGUUGUUGCAGCCGAGCACAACAACAACUGUAAGGAGCUGCUGGCAAAUUUGACGAGUGACUUUGAGGAGGCAAUCUCAGCAGAGAUUUGUCUACGCAAAACGCUGCCAGAGGUUAGCCUAAGCAAGGAACAACCUGCCACAACAGCUGCAGUCACAGCAUCAGACUCCAUGUCCGUGUCCAUGGCAGCUGAGGAAACUCAGGCCCAGUCAACGAGUGGCACAGUGGCAGCAGCAGCAGCUCCAGUAACAGAAGCGUCAACACUACCUCCUCCAUCACCAUCAACAUCCUCAAAUCACACUCCAACAGCAGAUGCAACAGUUGCCGAGGCGCCACAGCAGCAAAUAGCAUUCGAUCCCGUAGAUAACACAUCGUUGCGACUGGAAGAUGCUGCCGAUGCUCCCGACAACAUUGAGGCUCGCCUGAGUCAAUUGGAUGGAUCGCCAAUUGUGGACAUAAGCGCUUCAUCGCUGGAAGCCAGCGUAGCAUUGCCACUGCAGCAGGAGCCAGUGCAGCAGGAGUCAGUGCAACAGGAGUCACUGCAACAGCAACCAGUCCAACAGCCACCACUACAGCAGCCUGAUCUACUCGCCUCACCACAACAUUCAGUUGCCCGCCAGACUGGCGCCUUAUUGACGCCGCAGAGCACUUCCAGUUCAAUAAAUUUCCUUAAGGAUGGCGCCGCUGGCGCUGUGCUUGAGGAUCAGGAUAUCGAGGAGGUGCUGAAGGCGCUCAAAACCCUAGACGGCACACAUGUGAAUCCGGAUACAAUCUGUGAUUUUAACUUCUUCAAUGAAGUAUGUUUCCUCAACAACGAAGAGGAGGCGGCGGCAGCAGCUGCCGCUGUUGCUGGCGUUGCGACAGCAGCAGCGUCUGGCGUAGUGGGAGGAGAGUGCAACCUGCCUGUGCCCAGCAUGGAGGUGGAGGAGAAGCCGAGUUGCAGCAACAGUGGCAACAUAAAUGCGUCACUCAAGCGACCCUGGCAAGAGAGUCAUGCCGAGCUUGAAGAACAACAGCAUGUGUUGGAACGUAAAAUGGAUUUCAUGCUGCGACGCAUUCGCAAGUUUCAAACGCGCCAGAUGUGCCAUCAUGCCAGCGCCGAGGUCGCUGGUAUUCUGGAGUGGUCGGCGCGUAGUUCACAUAAGGCGGCGCCAUCGGCACCGGUGCGAAGCGCUAAGCUAACAGAACAGGAGGACACUGUGUUGUCGAUAGUAUCGGGAAGGCCGGGCGUUGGUUUCUGGGAGGAUCUAAUUAAGCAUCCGCUGCCUGCCAGCCAGAUGAGCAAUGUUAUGCGUCACAUUGAGACGGCAGCGCGUAAGCAACAAAUCUGUCAUACAAUUGGCGGCGGCUCAGCGUCGUUGGCAUCCUCCUCAUCCUGGUACAGCAAUGCCGCACAGCCGGGCAAGCGUUCGCGAAAAUUGCAGCAGGCGAACGAUGCCAUUGUCAGCAGCAGCUCUUCGGGAGCAGUCGGAGGAGCAGUAAAUGCCGACGGAAUUGUGAUGCCACGUGCCGAUGAAAUCGUGCCCAACUUUGAUAACUAUGUGACCAGCGAGCUGACCCAUGUAGCGGGUCUUUUGUACACAGAAAUGCGUGAGGUGCAGCAUGCCAUCGACUCAGAUGCCACCGAGUCGAGCUCUGGUGGCGAAUCCGCCGAUGAGAUGGUCAACUACAACAAUACCCAGCAAUUGUCCUUACCAAUAUCACGACGAGCAGUCUGGCGCUACACAAGGGAUCGUGCUGCUAUUGCGUUACGCUGGACCUGGCUGUGCGCCCAAGUUGCCGAUCUGGAGAUGAAGAUACGCCAGCACAACGAUGUGUACAACGAUCUGUAUCGCUCCAAGGGCGAUGUACUGCUCGAGUCAACGCCAGCGCCCAAGAAAGGAGAUAACGAGCUGCAAUCGACGACGGGGGAUUUAGCCGAGCAGUCAGCGACGGAACCGCAGCCGGAUUGGCUUUGCAGUCGCACGCGUCCAUUGAUGUUGUCAGAGUUUCGCAAACGGAAGCUCUUCCAGACCAUCAACAUGCACACAAUAUCAAAGAAGGCGGCACGCCCGAGCAACAUCAAAUGUGGCUGCCAAUGGCCGCAAGUGCCGUGCACUUUGUGCACUGGUCGACCGGAUCCGACGGCACCGCGAGAUCUGCCCGAAACGCUAAUGCCCCAGAAUCGUGUGGCGCUGCUUGAUGCCAGCUAUCACCCAGUGCUAAGCUUUCCCGAUGAUGUGUGUCAGUCCGUGCAUCUGGAGGCGAUUAGUCGACAGCCGGAUUGGCAAUAUCGUGUGAUGCGCAGCCAGGCCAAGGCCGUGGUGAAGAGUAUGAUGAAGGCGGAACGUGAGGCGCUCGCUCUGAGCGGCGGCGGUGGCGGAGCUGCUGGCUCUGGACGACGAACGGGCGAUGCAACAGUCAAGCGUCGUUAUGUGCGACGCAAGGAGCGCAAUAAUAAUAACAAUAGCAGUCGAAACAACACCAAUAACAGUAAUAAUAACAACAACAACAGCAACAUCAAUAAUAAUAACAGCAGCAGCAGCAGUAAAGAAACAUCAACGACUACAACAGCAGCUGCAAUAGCACAACAAAGUGGAGGAGGAGGAAACAUCGUGGGAUUGGAUAGUGGAAACGGUACUGGUACUGCAACUACUUCUUCUUCUUCUACGCCUACUACAACGCCACUUGUGGCCAACACAGCAGCAGCAGCGAACAAAAGGCAGCAUCGUCAGUUGGCCAGGACAAGUGGGAACGGCAGCUUAAAUUCGCCGUUGCCUGAUCCAAAGCAGCACCAGCAAAAUCAUCAAUACAACCAGCAACAGCAACACAAUCCCUCUCUGAUCUCCAGCGGCAAUGGCGCUAAAAAGUCUCGUAAAUCUGUCUCAAAGCGACAACAGCAGCGGCAGCAACAACAAUCAGCAAAUAAUAUUAACAACAGACACAACAACUGCAGCGGUGAUGAUUCCCAUUGGGAUCAGCAGCAACAUAGUCGCCGCAAUUCCGCCGAAAUUCACGGCCAUCGCAAUGAACGCACUUCAGAGAGACGUCGUCUCGUCUAUGAUAUUGACAACAUCGUGAUACCAUAUAGCAUGGCCGCCCAGACGCGUGUGGAGAUCCUGCCCUACAAGGAGAUACCCACACCAAAGUGGCGCAUUGUGGAUAAAAAUAAUAAGAGUAAUCAACAAAACGCAGCCGAUGAGACACUUAGCAAUGGUUGUAUCGAAGGGCAAAAAGAGCAAACGAAAACAUUGCCGGAAACAUCAACUGAAUCAGCAACAUCCACAACCAAUUCACCUGCAGCUACGUCAGCAACAACUUCAUCAACAAUCUCACUCACAACAUCAGCAUCGACAACAACAAGCUCGGAUACAAAGGAGCAGAAUGAAGCUAUUGCCAAACCAGUUGCCGGCAAAGUAAAUGGCUUGAAACAGGCGAGCAAGAAAAAUUCCCUAACAGCAACCGGUGAAAAGCCAUUGGAGCAGCCACUAACCAAUGGUCUGGUCAAUGGCAAUGCUUCAAAGCCAACAGAGGAUGCUAUGCUGAAGCCAGCCACGCCAGUCAAUGGCAAAAUAAAAAAGCAUGGACAUAAGUCAUCAAAAAAGGAUACAAAGGAGCCACCGAGCAAGCGUCCCAAGCUGCAGCUAAAGGAGAAAAACAAGACAGAGGCGGUGGCAAAGUUGCCAUCAGCAGCCGCCGCCACAAACGCUAAUGAUGAGGAGGAGAUCGAAGACACUUCAGAUGAGGCGUACAUUGUGCGUCAUCAGCUUGCGAUGCUCGAGGAGAAACGUCUCUACGAAGCCUAUCUCAAUUUCCCUGGCAAUAGUCGCUCGCGUGCCAAUCGUCGGGCCGACAGUCGAGCCGAAUCGAGUGGGGCCAACACACCAGAUCCAGCAUCACCGGCCGCUUCAUUGCUGGCUGGUGUCUCUGCUGCUGCUGGUGCUGAUAACGAGAGUGUUCCCUCGCCGUUGGCACAAACGAUGCUAUACAAUCCGCUCGAUUCGAUCAAUGCUGAUGGAGAAACGGGUACGGGUACGGGAACAAAGCUAACGAAACGUCAAGAACGUCGUCGCACCACAUCCCAUAAGCUAAAGGAACCAGAUCGACGCAGCGCCACACCAGAUGCUAGAGAGUUUCCUCGCGAGCCGCCACCGUUUGAGCCGCUUGUAUUUCCACUAUCGGAGGAGACUUAUCAGCGUCUGCUAACUGAGUUGCGAGCCGAGCCAAAGGAGCAAAAGUUGUCGACAUCUUUCAGCAGCACAACAACUUCAAAGCGUGCGAAAAGCAAAUCGGUGUCUUCAAAUGGCGGAGAUGGCAACUCAUCGACAGCAUCCGGCAGUCGACGCAGCAGUAAGGCCAAGGCCAGCAAGUUGUCCAAGACAACGACAAGGUCUCUGAUGACACAGCGUCUGAAUGGUGUCAAAAAUGCAAAACGCCAGAAUGCGACACGUUUGAAUGGAGGCAAAGAACAGCUGCAGCAACAGGGUGAUUAUGACGACGCCAGGGAUGAUUUUGAUCCAGAGGAUGACGAUGAGGAGGAAGAGGAGGAAGAUGAGCUGUUGCUCGAGGAGGAUGAUGAUUACCAUUAUCUGGCGCCGCCGCCAGAAGAUGAACCAUUACCGAAAAGCGUUAAUGAUGACAGCAAUCUGUAUGAUGCGAGCAUCGAUGCCUAUCUCGGCGAACACGAUGUGCUCGACGAUGAGUUGGCCGAUGAUCCGUUUGUGGAUGAUGAUCCCAAUGAUCCGGAAUGGAAGCGCAGCAUUGGUGCGAGGCACGAGCGUAUGCGCAAGCGAGUGUAAGAUGGCGAGAUAGCGAGAGAGAGAAGCUUAGCGAAGGGCGAAUAGAAAGUACGAGUAGCGAGAGAAGUAAGCAGCAAGUGAAACCAGUAAACCAAUCCAAAGUUAUUAAGAUCAUAUAUGCAAAAUGAAUAUCAUUCGUUCUUAUUUUUGUUUUAUCAAUAUUUCGUCAAUUUUUUAAGUCGCAGCAAGCAAGACACACAAAUUUUAACUUGUUUUAAACGAUUUCGUUUCGUUUAUGUUCAGAACGCAUCGAGUUUCAUACAAAAUACAAAAAUCAAAGCUAAGCUCGGGAACGCAUCAAAAAUAGCUAAGUUACUAAGUUAUUUAGUUAUAAAAUAUAUACAAGUGAAGAAGAACACGGCAACCUACACAAAACACACACUCACACCCAUUCAACACAAACAAACACACAAAACAAAAAAAAACUCGUGAAAAUAUUCAAUGUAAAUACACAAAAUAAAAACGAUAAAGAUAAAUAUAAGAGAAGAUAUGUAUGUAUGAAAUUUAUGAAUAAUCCUAAUAAUAACUCUAUUUGCUAAUGAUAAUAAUAUUAACGUAGUUUAACACACACAUACACACACAUACAUCCACACUUAUAUAUAAACAAAAUACACGCUUGUUAAAAGAAGGAAGGAGAGAAAUAAACAAAACCCACUUGGACUACAAGUCGAAAAGUGUGCUACGUUUUAAAUAUAUAAAUAUAUAUAUAUAGCUCUACACUUAAGUAUAAUUUCUAAAGAUAGUUAUUAUAUAGAUCGAGCGAUCUUUAAUAUGUUAAUGUUGAUUUCGAUAUAUACAUAUAUAUAAUUGCGCACCUACAAACAAAACCACAACAACAACAGCUGUAAAUUUAUGCCGUUUUUUUAAAAAAAGUACUUUCCCCGAAAAAUUUAUUAAUAAUUAAUCUAUAUAUUAAAAAUUGAAUAUCUUUAAACAAAUAUGAAGGAUGAACAGCGUCAAAUGGAUUCAUGUAUUUAGUUAUUUUAGGCGCUUUAAUUUGUACUUUUACUUUUUAAACAAACAAAAAUAGUUGAUAAUAGCUAUAGACACUUACAUUUAAAUAUAUUUCAAGUUUGCUACACUCUCAACACACACACACACACUCAUACACAUCUACAGGAUAAUUUUGUUAUCCUUUCAAAACUUUAACUACUUUUUUUGUUUACUUCAAAUUUAUGUAUUGCUCUUACGUUUCUUUUAUUAUUAUGAUCGUAAUUAAAACAACCACACAACAUUAUGUAGCAUUCGUUAAUUUUUGGAAAAAGUGAAAAAUGUGUAUAUGCAAGAAAACUAAGGACAUUAAAAAGCAACAAACACAAAAUACAAAACUCUAUAUUCGUAAAAAGUAAUUAAAAAUCAACAAAAAAAAAAAAAACA
Molecule: messenger RNA, 7197 nt
Organism: Drosophila albomicans
Lineage: Eukaryota; Metazoa; Arthropoda; Insecta; Diptera; Drosophilidae
Gene: nsl1
Product: platelet binding protein GspB
Exons: 9
Coding region: 547-5820 (1757 amino acids)
Cellular component (GO): NSL complex
Molecular function (GO): histone acetyltransferase binding
Source: RefSeq, a predicted model, not a curated record